ACAGACAGACGCGUUCCAGUUUUUUAAACUAUUUGUUUUUUUUCCUCUCCCACUUGAGAGAGUGUGUAUAAUGAUUCUUUCAGCAUUUCGAAUAAACAAAUGGAGAAAAAAAAAACCCGCAUGCUUAUCGUUCCAAUGAAUAUAAUAGCCUCGGAGGGAGGAGGAGGAAAGAAAUUUCGUCAACCCUUUCUUGACGCUGUUCGUCUCGUUUUUGUCUUCAACCUCCUUCUCUGUUUCAGACACUUCCCCCUUUCGGGUUUCUGUAACAGAGGAUCGGUCUGGUACGGACAUAAUUGUGAUCCCGAAAGGUUCGAGCUUUGGCGCCUGUGUAUGUGGGAUGGGUCUGUGCUGGGGCUCCCCGUCUGAUUCUCCCGCAACACCUGGCUCGACUGUGAUAUCGAAGUCAAUCAGCAACACGACAGCUUCUACGGCUACUUCCGGAGGGAGUAACAUCUCCAGCAAUGGCGGAUUCUCCGCAAGCAGCGGAGGAGACGAACCUUAUCCAGACGGUCAGAUACUAUCCGCACCGAAUCUGAGGGUAUUCACUCUGACAGAACUCAAAGCCGCCACCAAGAACUUCAAGUCCGAGAAUGUUCUUGGAGAGGGAGGGUUCGGAAAGGUAUUCAAAGGGUGGCUCGAAGAUAAGGCCUCGUCGACCGGUAGGCACGGUACCGCAACCGUGGUUGCGGUGAAGAGACUGAAUUCCGAGAGCUUCCAAGGGUUCGAGGAAUGGCAAUCGGAGGUACAUUUCCUCGGGAGGCUUUCUCAUCCGAAUCUCGUGAGACUGUCGGGGUACUGCUUGGAGGGUCGAGACCUGCUCUUAGUUUACGAGUUUAUGCAGAAAGGGAGCUUAGAGAAUCACCUCUUUCGAAGGGGCUCGGCUAUUCAGCCUCUCCCAUGGGAAACACGACUUAGGAUCGCCAUUGGAGCCGCUAAAGGGUUGGCGUUCUUGCACGCUUCGGAGAAGAAAGUGAUAUAUCGAGACUUCAAGGCCUCGAAUAUCCUCCUCGACGGGUCAUAUACCGCGAAAAUAUCGGACUUUGGGUUGGCGAAAUUGGGUCCUUCCGAAAGCCAAUCUCACGUGACGACACGGGUUAUGGGGACAUACGGUUACGCAGCUCCAGAGUACGUCGCUACUGGACACUUGUACGUUAAGAGUGACGUGUUUGGUUUCGGGGUUGUCCUGGCCGAGAUCCUGACCGGUUUACGAGCAGUAGACACGAGCCGGCCGAGCGGGCAACACAACCUGUCGGAAUGGAUCAAGCCGUAUCUAGCCGACCGGAGGAAGCUGAGAAGCGUGAUGGAUCCUCGGCUAGAGGGAAAGUACUCGAUAAAGGCCGCGUUCCGAGUGGCUGAACUCGCUCUGAAAUGCAUCGGACCCGAACCCAAGAAACGUCCGCCGAUGAAAGAAGUGGUCGAAGCCCUCGAACGCGUCGAAGCUGCGAACGAUAAGCCGUUGGAGCGACGACGGGCUCGUUCUUCCCCGACCGUUUCGAACCAGCAGAGCCAUUAUCAUCGUUCACACCAUCAGUCUCCGUGUCGUCCCAGGCAAGACAAGGUUCGAGCCUACUAGUGUUUUUUUUUUUUGUCGUGAAGGGUGAAUUUGAGCCUACGAGUGUUAUUAUAAUACGAACAUGAUUUAUUUUUUUUGGUAUUUGUUGAAGAUUUUGAACCGUUAUUUGUGACUA
This is a messenger RNA of Tarenaya hassleriana, 1688 nucleotides long. RefSeq names its product protein kinase APK1B, chloroplastic-like. Bases 338 to 1573 code for a protein of 411 amino acids. NCBI's taxonomy places the organism in Eukaryota, Viridiplantae, Streptophyta, Magnoliopsida, Brassicales, Cleomaceae. Gene Ontology annotation, biological process: protein phosphorylation. Gene Ontology annotation, molecular function: ATP binding; protein kinase activity. The transcript has 6 exons. The record is from RefSeq and is a predicted model, not a curated record.